AAAACUGUAAAUAUGCGACUCUUGAUUUAUAGAAUAAAUGACAUUAGAUAUCAGGUGCAAAAAGGCAUUUAAGCCUCACCUGAAAUAUUCAUAAUUUAAAAACAAUAAACUCUUCAAUUUUAUUUACGAUCUCCUCAAGUGUUUUCUGAAUAAUCCCAUGUCUUCUGAAGAACAAUAACUUAAUUCGACACUUAUGUCCUGCAUCAUAAACCAUCAGAUGCAUGCCUCCUGCGUGACACAGUAACUAUAAAAGCCGGUGAGUUUCAUGAGAAAAGUCAGAUGACAAUUAUCAUAUCAGCGAAACAUUAAGUUAAAACUGAGACUGCACUCGCAUAUUAAGUUCGAUUAAACGUUUAAGUUACAAGAUGGGAUUUUCUCUCUACAUUGCCUGUGUACUUUUGUAUACUAGCGCUACAGUUCUUACAUCACCUGUUGAGAAAUCAGGGGCUCCAGACUGCAAAUACAAUGGUCAACUCCUGGCAGACUAUGAUGACCCCUGUAGGUUCUACCAAUGUACCUAUGCAGAUGCCUACUUGAACCUGAAGGCCGUCAGCAUGCCUUGUGCCCCAGGCUCAAGUGUACCCAGAGGAUACAGAUCAGGCAACCCAUGCACAGGACCAAACCUUAAGCAAUGUCCAGAAGGCACUAACAAUGGUCCAUGGACUGUGUGUGAAUUCAAAGGCUAUAACCCAAAAGGAUCAUGUAAAGUGAUUGGUCAGUACUUGGUAAAUGAGGACAAUAGAUGUCAGUUCUAUCAGUGUGUGUAUGCAGAUGCCCGGGGUAACCUGAAGCCCGAGCUCCUCACAUGUGCAGGGGGCACCAGCGUGCCAGAGGACUAUGAAUGUGGGAACCCUUGUGUUGGUCCCAGGAGGAAUGAUUGCUAAGGACUGAAUAAUACUCUCAUGGUGAUUGGUUAGGGGAAGGAAAUAAAAUGCUGACAGCAUUCAGGCCCGUAGCCAGCUUUAGCCAAGGAGGGGGGGGGGGUGUAUUAAAAAAAUUCAAGGUGGGGGUUCAAAUUUGACAAUAUUGGCCAAAAAUCACUUGAAAAGUGGUGAAAACUGCAUGAAAAGAAUUUUUGGCUGGGAUUAACCCCCCUGGCUAUGGGCCUGGCCUUU
This is a messenger RNA of Owenia fusiformis, 1115 nucleotides long. The record is from the annotation of a GenBank genome assembly. NCBI's taxonomy places the organism in Eukaryota, Metazoa, Annelida, Polychaeta, Sabellida, Oweniidae.